AUGUUGUUGCUGUUUCAAUCAAUCCUAUCAUGUCUUCGACUUCUAUGGCGUUCCCGUCAGUUCUUCGAAGACGAGCACGCUGCGCACGCGAUGACCGCCGUGUUACGUGCGCUAGCGCAUUAUGCUGGGAGUGGAUCCAAGCCUCCAGUGGACGCCUGCCUGCACUUCUUGUGUGAUUUAUUAAAUGGAGUAUCUGCGAACAAAACCACUCCACCUCUUUCACACCAAAGCGCUUACAGCGCUGUACAACUAUUAGCUUGUCUGAAUGGGCUAGCUACUCACAUCAGUACAAACCCAAACACCAUUUUAUCCAGCGCUUUAGUGCUUCACGCGCUUAUUUCUUACCAACCGGACAACUUGACUAUAAACACGAAUACAGCAUCAGCUUUACUGGAAGUUUUGAAGAAGUGGUUCAGCUUGCUUAUGGGGACGUUGAACCAUUCCAUGCUAGUGGGAGACAAUGGUGUUUCUGGAAUGUUCUACGUCGUCAUUUGUCAAAUUGGGUUAGAUGUUUUUGGACCGUUAGCUGCGCAUGAAAUUUUAGAUGCUUUAGAAAAUGUUUCUGACAAUGAAGAAGAUUAUAAAGAACGACUGAUAUGUAUUCUACCUCCUCCUGUUGAUUGA
Molecule: messenger RNA, 624 nt
Organism: Spodoptera exigua (beet armyworm)
Lineage: Eukaryota; Metazoa; Arthropoda; Insecta; Lepidoptera; Noctuidae
Source: the annotation of a GenBank genome assembly